AUGUCGAACGGCGCUCAUAUGUCAAACUCACCCCCUACUACACCCAUUGCACCUCGAGGCCGUCGUGCCUCGAUCACAGAGAUGUUUGCUCGGCCCGGGAACGCUGCACCCCCGCCAUUGAACACCAAUACCUCGAGUACUACCGCCCCUCUCUUUACUGCAGCGGCAUCAAACGCUCAACAACAACCACAUCGUCGGCGAAUGUCGAUCACCACACUUGGACUAUCCGGUUCCCCCACUAACCAGUCUGCUCCCUUUGGACAGACUGCGGCGACAACCACGCCGACGGCAGCAGCUGGAACCACGGUACCUCCUCCCAAUGGCCGACGCCGACGAGGAAGUGUUUCCAGCUCGAUUCUCUCGAGUUCUCCAACACGGGACCAGGCGGUUGUCGAGGAAGAGGACGAAGAAGACACACCAAUGCCAACAUCUCCACCCCCAUUUGCAAGACGGGUAUCCUUCAGCUUCCGGGACCGGGCCGCCAGUUUAAAUGGUAUAUAUCAAUCCCUUUCCAUUCCGGAUAAGCACUCAAUUCCCUCAUUCAAACAACUCAUUAUCACCCCUAGCAUUUAUUGCAGGGGUGGUAGCCUUGGCGAAGGCUUCAACUGGCCAGAAGCUCUUCGAUCCAGAGCAGAGCGAGCUCCGUCCCUGGCCGGAAGCUUCUCCAUGCAUCAGCAGCAGCAAGGGCAGGGGCAUGGGCAGGGGCAGCAACACCCGUCCUCUGUCUCUGGCUCUUCGACGUCCAACACUUCCCCUUCCUCGUCCCCAUCGCUCUCAUCUUCCUUCUCAUCGGCCUCGUUCCCAGGCAAACAUCACCGAUCGGCUUCCGUUGCUACUAUGGAGGCGUACAAGCCGCCACCAAAGGAGCUACUAGAGCGUCACCCCUCUUCCCCUCCACCACCUUCACAGCAGCAGAAGCCUCCGCAGCAGCAGCCCAAGCCACGACCCAAGCCGGAUUACUUCCAGGAGAAGAUCUUGCGUGCCGAUUUCAUGGAUUGA
Molecule: messenger RNA, 999 nt
Organism: Trichophyton benhamiae CBS 112371
Lineage: Eukaryota; Fungi; Ascomycota; Eurotiomycetes; Onygenales; Arthrodermataceae
Exons: 2
Coding region: 1-999 (332 amino acids)
Source: RefSeq, a predicted model, not a curated record